AUGGCUUCCAAUGUGCCUCGAUCGGUAUUGUUCUUACUGGGGACUGCCACGGAAUCUGUUAUCAUUACCUCUGUUGUACCUCACGAGUACCUACCAACGCCGCCAUUGUCUCGCGUCUUCGUACGCCUAGCAAUCUUACAGCUUGUGCUAUAUGCAGUCUACACUUGGUUCAUCUACCCAUUCUUGCUGAGUCCGCUAAGAAGCAUACCGGGUCCAGGUGGCGGCAAGUUUCUCAUCGGCAAUGGACUCGCUACUUUCGAAAGGCCUGCUGGACAGUCGUUCCUCAAAUGGAUGAAAGAGAUCCCGAACGACGGGCUUCUUCACUUCCGUGGUUUCUUCAACAUGGACCGUCUACUGGUGACAGACCCGAAGGCCAUUGGCGAGAUUCUAGUCACCAGAACGUAUGACUUCGAAAAACCUGCUCCACUCAGGAACUUCUUGCGAUACAUCCUUGGCGAUGGGUUGAUCAUUGUUGAGGGCGAUGUGCACAAAUUCCAGCGCAAGAACAUCAUGCCCGUGUUCACUUUUCGCGCCAUCAAGGAGCUCUAUCCCAUCUUCUGGAGCAAGUCGUGUCAACUCACACAAGGUGUGGCACAGCAGAUUGCGGAGAAGUCGGGUGGCGAUAGCAAAGAUGCUACGGCUGUCGUGGAGGUGAACCACUGGGCGAACCAAGUCACUAUGGAUAUUAUUGGCAUGGCUGCCAUGGGCCGUGACUUCCAAUCACUCAAGAAUGGCGAAGAUCCACUGAUCGUUAACUACGAAGAGCUACUGGAGCCAACCAAGGAGAAGCAAGUCUACUUCUUGAUGAACAUUCUGUUCGGUCCAACCCUGGUCUCGAAGCUUCCCUGGAAAAUCAACGAACGCAGCAGGAUCAUCCAGGAGAACAUCACCGACAUCAGUCUUCAACUCGUAAAGGACAAGAAAGAAAUGGUCAAGACCGAGCCAAAGGGCCACAAAGAUAUCCUCUCCCUGCUCAUCCAGUCCAACAACUUCUCCGACAACCAGCUCGUCGACCAAAUGCUGACCUUCCUGGCUGCGGGACACGAGACUACAUCCUCCGCCUUCACCUGGACCACAUUCCUCCUCGCCAAGCACCCGGACAUCCAGACCGCCCUCCGCAAAGAAAUCCGCGAAAAUCUCCCCUCCCCUAACUCCCCAGCCAACGACACCGACAUCUCCGCUAUCCUCGAAACUCUGCCCCUCCUCAACGGCGUCUGCCAAGAGACAAUCCGCAUGUACCCAACCGUCCCCGUCACAGUCCGCGACUGCGUCAAGACCACUCAACUAGCCGGUCAACACAUUCCCAAGGGCACACAAGUCAUCCUCUCACCCUGGGCUACGAACCGGAACCCAACCCUCUGGGGACCUGACGCCGACAAGUUCAUCCCCGAGCGCUGGAUCGAUACUGAUGAGAAGACCGGAGAUCGCAGGCCUAAUAAGAACGGAGGCGCGCCGAGCAACUACGCUAUCUUGACCUUCUUACACGGCCCGAGGAGUUGCAUUGGACAGGGUUUCGCGCAAGCUGAGUUGAGGUGUCUGGUGGCGGCUUGGACGGGGAUGUUUAGUAUGGAGAUGGCGGAUCCGCAUGAGGUUGUUAUUCCGCAUGGGGUUGUGACGACGAAGCCGAAGAAUGGGAUGCAUUUGAAGUUGAGGAAGUUGGAUGGGUGGUGA
Messenger RNA from Fulvia fulva, 1671 nucleotides. RefSeq names its product Cytochrome P450 monooxygenase ptmK. The coding region runs from base 1 to 1671 and encodes 556 amino acids. Gene Ontology annotation, molecular function: iron ion binding; oxidoreductase activity, acting on paired donors, with incorporation or reduction of molecular oxygen; heme binding. The record is from RefSeq and is a predicted model, not a curated record. NCBI's taxonomy places the organism in Eukaryota, Fungi, Ascomycota, Dothideomycetes, Mycosphaerellales, Mycosphaerellaceae. The transcript has 2 exons.